GCAUUGGGGUUAAAGCUGCAGCAUGUUCUGGGUUAGAGCUUUUAUUGUGAAGCCCUGACAUGCAGCUUCCGGCAUGGUGUGUAUUUGUGGAACCCAGAAGCUUGAAGCGGCCGAGCUGCUGUUUCCAACCAUUAAUGAGCAUCGUCGAAACAUGAAGCGGGUCGGGGCAUGAACAUGGCCCACAACAGAAGCUUCUUCCUCCAAGCCCUGAAUAGAUCUGAGAGCAGGAGAGAUGGAGGCUUCAAGAACAGCUGGAGCUUCUCGCUUCCUGGUGGCGCCGAGGCGGAGACCCGACACCAGGCGAGCGCGGUGAGCGAGGAGGAGAUGGAGCGGCAGCAGCUGACCCCCCCGGAGGAGAAGAAGUCUCCUUCGUUAAAGCACUACAGUUCCCCCGACCCACUGAGGACACACGGAAACCGACCCAGCAGCCACAUGCGGUCCCUGACCCGGCUGACCCCCCGAAGGUUCAGCGACGUGACGCUGCCGGUACCGGCGCCGUCCUCCACCAGAACCGACCUGAACCUGAUCUUCACCUCGGCGCUGGCUCCCGGGAUCGUCCUGCAGGGUCGCCACUUCCAGCACGCCCAGGUGCCGUCGGCCGCCAGGAAGGCGGGUCAAAGAAACAACUUCUCGUCCACACAGCCGGCCGUGGAAGUGGACAGCAUCGUCCUCACCUGCCCGGAGUCUCCAGAAGAAGAAACGCUGAGCAUCAAGCGGCGCGUCCAGCAGAGGAGGAAACCGCUGGAGGACGUCGGCUUCUCUCCGCAGCUCCAGGGCCCAGAGCCGGUUCGACCCGCCGUCUAUCACUCCGUGUGUCUGAAGUGUCGCCAGCCCAGUGAGCUCGGCAGCAGCUGCUCCGCCUGCGGCGAGUCCCUGGCGCCGCCCCCGGGACCCCCGACCCCGGGACCCCCGACCCCGGGAGCCCCGACCCCGGGACCCCCGACCCCGGGACCUCUGGCGGGGCCGCAGCCUGCCCCGUCCCCCGCCCCGCGUCCCGCCAUCCGGUCCCAGAACCCUGCCGGACCCGUCGGGAUCCAGCGGAACUUCUACAAACCCGGCGCCGCCAUGCCGGUGCGCGUCUCGGCCAGCAGGGCGGCGCCGCAGAGCAACGGCAGGAUCCCGUUGCUCGCCGGGACGUCCGGCUGCUGCAGAGCCAAAGGGAAGCGGGCGGCGGGGCAGCCGCCGGAGCUCAACGACCCCAUCGUCCUGUCCAGUGACGAGGAGGAGGCGGAGACGGGCAGCACCGGAAGCGUGAACCGAUUGGACAACGUCUCGCCUCGACCCGCUGACUCCGCCCACUCCUCUCCGGCGCCCUCCGGAGGCCGAGUGGAGGCGGCGGUGAAGAGCGCCGCCGAGCAGGAGGAGCUGAACGCCGACUUCUUCGAAGACGUCAACACGAAGAUCACGAUCCCACGCCGAGCCCGCAUGAAGGACCAGUUUGGGAAUCAGCCUCCAGUCGAGUCGCUGACGCCGCGGAGGAAGAAGCCCAAAAUGGCGCCUACCAAGUGUGACAGCAUCAUCCUGGAGUGCCGCAGCGUUCGGAUCGGGAGUUUGAGGCGGAUGGUGACGAAGCCCGUCAUUUUUUCUGUGGAGAGCAUCCAGGUGGAAGCUGAAGGUGCGGAGCCCGGCUCUGUGGAAGACGUUUACCUGCAGACGUCGGAGCUGCUGCGCUGCGAGUGGUGCAGCGUCCGGAAGCUUCCCGUUCUGUUUUUCCAGACGACGGCGGACGAGUGCGUGCGUCUUCGCUCGCAGCUCAACAUGUCGCAGGAGCGGGGGGGCCAGUGGUACGACUGCGCCGCAGAGCACGUGGAUGAGAAGUACAUCGUGCUGAUCUUCGAGAACGGCCUGGUGCUGAAGGAGCAGAUGAUCCUGGAGGACAUCCUGACCGCCAUCGGCCGCAGCAACAAACUCAGCGGCUUCCCCACCAAGCUGACCUUCGAUGAGGCCAACAUCCGCCUGGUCAACUACAACAAGGCGUCCAGCCAGAAGGUCGACAAGGUGCAGCUGGAGCAGCCGCCCUCCAAAGCGCCCCCUGCUGGCGGGAUGUCGACUCGCACGCGGAUGGCGACGCGCCAGCAGAGCGCCGGGUUCUUCGAUGAAGACGAGGAAAUGACGGACCUGCAGCCGACCUUCUCUGGGCCGGUCGUGAAGCUCAUGGUGUACCCCCCGCCUCCAGCCAAAGGCGGCAUCUCCGUCACUAACGAAGACCUGCACUGCCUAAACGACGGCGAGUUCCUGAACGACGUCAUCAUCGACUUUUAUUUAAAAUAUUUAGUUUUGGAAAGAUUAAAAAAAGAAGAUGCACAAAGGAUCCACGUCUUCAGCUCGUUUUUCUACAAGCGGCUGAAUCAGCGAGAGCGGCGCAGCGGCCCGGACACCCUCAACCUUCCGAUCCAGAAGAGGAAGCACAACAGGGUGAAAACGUGGACGCGGCAUGUGGAUCUGUUCCAGAAGGACUUCAUCUUUGUUCCCAUCAAUGAGUCGGCCCACUGGUACCUGGCGGUCAUAUGCUUCCCGGGCCUGCACGGGCCGGUCCUGGAGAAGAACCCCAUGUACCUGGACCCGCCGGCGGCCUGUGGGUCGCCCGCCGGGUCACCGGCCGGGCCGCCCGCCGAGGAGAACAUCCCGGACCACUGCCGGCCGCUGUCCCCGGACGGCCUGGACUGCUCGUCCGAGGAGCCGUCCCCCGCCGUCCCGGAGGAGGCCGACUGCGACCCCAACGAGGCGGGCCGGAACCCGCCAGGACCGGGCCGGGCUGACGCCGAGCUGCAGUUCAGCAGCGAGCUGCACCGGAUCAGCGUCUGUUACGGUUCCGGAAACGGAGACGACGCCUACGCCUUCUCUGACGACCAGAGCUCCGGCCAGGAAGAGUGCAGCGACGACGGGAACAUGGCUGACGACGCCGCCGCCUCCGAGACCAGCUUGGCCUCCAAACCCGUCAUCUGCAAACAGCCUUGUAUCCUCAUCAUGGACUCCCUGCGCGGCCCGGCCCGGUCCAACGUGGUGAAGACUCUCAGAGAGUACCUGGAGGUGGAGUGGGAGGUGCGGAAAACGUGGCGGCGGGGUUUUGGGAAGGAGGUGAUGAAGGGCUCCAGCCCCCGCGUGCCGCAGCAGGAUAACUUAGACUGCGGCGUCUACGUGCUGCAGUACGUGGAGAGCUUCUUCGAGAACCCCAUCCCCAGCUUCCACCUGCCCAUCAACUUGUCUGACUGGUUCCCCCAGCAGCGGAUGAAGACGAAGCGCGAGGAGAUCAAGGAGCUCAUCCUAAAGAUCAAAGGUCAACAGGAAGUGGACAGGAAGGAGUCGGGCUGGGCCGAGGAGCCGCCUGGUUCCCCCGAGGAGGUCAAGGAAACGCCGGGACCAGACCCCUGAUAGUCCCGUCUCCUUGGAGACGACCCUGGAUUGCCUGCCUUCGUUAAAAACACAUCAGACUUGAAAUUUGUACCGAGUGAGACAUCACAUGUAAAUACGCUGCCUUUGUAACUUCCUGUUUAGGACUCAUCCGUGGAGCGUUAAGUUAUGGAUUCAUACGUGUCUCGUCCUGCGGGAGGCGCAGUUCUGCUCUUGCAUCGUCAUUUUUUAAUCUCGCGUUGUUUAGAGGACCUGAUGACAAUAAACAGAAACCUGUGAGUUCGGAGUGCGCCCCCUGGCGGACAGGAGGCGCCGUAGUUAGGAGCUUGUUGUGUCUGGAUGAAUCAACAUUAAAAACAAACUGAUGCAAGAGCAAAUGCGAA
Messenger RNA from Poeciliopsis prolifica (blackstripe livebearer), 3734 nucleotides. Its product is annotated as sentrin-specific protease 6-like. Gene Ontology annotation, cellular component: nucleus; cytoplasm. NCBI's taxonomy places the organism in Eukaryota, Metazoa, Chordata, Actinopteri, Cyprinodontiformes, Poeciliidae. The record is from RefSeq and is a predicted model, not a curated record. Gene Ontology annotation, biological process: regulation of kinetochore assembly; protein desumoylation; regulation of spindle assembly. Gene Ontology annotation, molecular function: SUMO-specific endopeptidase activity.